GCUAGACCAGAGACUCUUGAGAGUUUCUUCAUUCUCUGUCAGUUCUCCAGUACAUCCAAGGCAAGACUGGCCUCAAAGCUGCCUGGCACAGAACUGAAGAGCCCUACACUACGCCAGGAGCAAAAUCCCUCCCUGGGUCCUGACUGCAUGAAUCCUGCUGGGGAGCUGGACUCCAGGGAUCAUGGAGCCCUUCAGCUCAAGAAACCUUGCCCUGCAGGCCGAGAAGAAGCUCCUGAGCAAGCUGGCUGGGCGGUCAGUGGCACACCUCUUCAUCGACGAGACCAGCAGUGAAGUGCUGGAUGAACUGUACAGGGUGUCUAAAGAGUAUACCCACAGCCGUGGUGAGGCCCAGCGGGUCAUCAAAGACUUGGUCAAGGUGGCCAUCAAGGUGGCAGUGUUGCAUCGAAAUGAGCAGUUUGGCCCCGGGGAGAUGGCCGUGGCGGACCGCUUCCGCCAGAAGUUGCGUCAAGGUGCCAUGACCGCACUCAGCUUUGGCGAAGUGGACUUUACCUUUGAGGCCGCCGUGCUGACCACUCUGCUGACGGAGUGUCGAGAUACCUUGCUAGAGCUGGUAGAGCACCACCUCACGCCCAAGUCUCACGGCCGCAUCCGCCAUGUCUUUGAUCACUUCUCAGACCCCAGCCUACUCACUGCCCUCUACAGUCCUGGCUAUGCCCAGCACCUCAGCAAGAUCUGUGAGGGGCUCCGCAAGCUGCUGGACGAGGGAAAGCUCUGAGUGCUGCUUCCUAACCAGGUGGCGGACGCUGAAUGGGCAACAGGCCCCAGCUCUAGUUCUGCUUGCCCACUUUAGAACCCUCCCCUCCAAGCCCCUGGCUCGGGUCUCCUUAGAGAGUGGUCGGCUCUGGUGGGCAAGAGUGAGGUUCACAAGCCCUUCCCUCCCUUGUGCCUCUGGCUACCAGGACAGGAAAUGAAGCUGCCUAAAAAAGAUGAAGUGAAAGUCGGAUCUUCUACUUCCCCCUGAUCUGGACACAUGAUAUGGGGAAACCCCUUCCAGGAGGAGGAAGAACAGUACCCCAAGCUGCUGAUGCAGGGGAGGAGGUGUCAGCCUGAAGGCCAGUCCAGUGGCCAGUCCUGGGGACAGUGUAGAUGGCUGAGAGAAGCCUUGCUCCCAGAGAGGGGCAGAGCUGGGGAAGCUACUCAGAAGGGAAAUAAAUCUGCUAAAACAUGUACAG
This is a messenger RNA of Dromiciops gliroides (monito del monte), 1193 nucleotides long. It is a transcript of the gene TNFAIP8L2, whose product is annotated as TNF alpha induced protein 8 like 2. Gene Ontology annotation, cellular component: cytoplasm. The coding region runs from base 182 to 736 and encodes 184 amino acids. The transcript is spliced from 3 exons. Lineage: Eukaryota; Metazoa; Chordata; Mammalia; Microbiotheria; Microbiotheriidae. Gene Ontology annotation, biological process: negative regulation of inflammatory response; negative regulation of T cell activation; regulation of apoptotic process. The record is from RefSeq and is a predicted model, not a curated record.